UGUUUCCUCGCCACAAUGGAUCGCCGCCAUGUUUGUUCUAUGCUAGUUCCAGUUGUUCGCCCCAGUUGUUGUUGUUACAUCGAAGCCCCAAACAUUCCACUCCCUUGUUUUGCGCGGUAGAAAUGGUGAAUUUCUAACAACUAAAUGUUAACCCCAGCGGUGUAGUCAGACUCGUAGCGGCGCGCUCAACGCAUCAUGUCGGCCAGCGAGCAGGAAUAUAACUUUGAUGAAUAUGACAAACCUGGAACUGAGCGUUCACGCAGGAGGAGAGGUGAAGAUGACGAUUUUGACAGUGACUUGGAAGAGGAUUUACUGGAGGAAGAUUCACCGUUGGGUAAAAAGAACCUUUCUGAAGAUGAAGAUGAGGAGCUGAAUGAUGCUCUUCUUCAAAGUGAUGAUGAGGAUCUUGUGAGUGGUCAGGAUGUGAGCCUCAAUGCCACGAACAGCUUGGAAACAUCAUUCAACCAGCAACAGAAUCUGCAGAAUGCAGACUACUCCGAUGACGUAGUCAACCUGGGCACAGAGGACUACGAGGCUGGGGAUGGGGAGCAGGGCUACCCGGAGGAGGGGGGUGAGGAGUACACAGAGGACUACAGCCAGGAUGAUGUGCAUGGAGAUCACGUGGAUUACACGGAAGACGUAGCUGAGGAUGAGUUCCAGGAUGAAGUGCUCGACAUCCAAAUCAAUGAGCCUAUAGAUGGUGACUUUCAAGACAAUGAAUACCAAACGUCUUAUGAUGAAGGGGAAGAGCAGGAAGUGGCCCCAGAGGAGGAGGAGUUAGGGGAUGAAGAACAGCAAGCGGCGGAAGGCUCUACGGCGGGCUCUCAGGUCUUUGAGACAAAUGUGGUUGAAAAUGAAGGUGUUCCUGAAGAAGAAACAAAGGAGGACUCGGAUGAUGAGGAGGAUGAAGACGAAGGGUCUGGUCGCAUCCGUUUCAAGUCAGAGAGAAAGGACAGUGGUGUUGUGCGGCUGGCUGAUACAUGCACAAAGAGGAGGAAUAUCCCCGAAACACUAGAGCUUUCCGAGAAGGCCAAAAAAGAUCUGAUAGAGUAUGAGCAACAAGAACGGCAGAGGCGGCAAAAUCGGUAUGGAGGCCGAGGAAGAGGAAACUUUUCUGGCUUUGGAAUGCACAAUUUGAGAGGAGGAAAUCGAGGAAGAAUGAAUGACCACAAGUUCCACCAGAGGGGCAACAUGGGCAUGCAGUCCUCUCGAAUGCCUCUCCUCCUCCUUCCCCAUCAACAGCCAUUGCACUCUCAGCACCUGCACCACCACCACCAACCUUCCCGCAUCAGAGGUCCUCCUCCAUUCCAAGAGCACGGACGGCCACACGGACAGCAACCCCUCCAGCCCCUUAUCCCACCUCACAUGACUCACCGAUCGCCACCUGUGCAGCCCCAGAUGGAGCUACCCUCACGACUGAUGGGCUCCCCGCCACCCGGUUUCCCGCAACAUCACAACCAGCAGCAGCCGCCGGCACAGACGCUUCCGCAGCUUCCUCAGCUGCAACAGCAGCAGCCGCCUCAACAACCCAAAAAUAUCCACAUUAACCCCCACUUUAGAGGCUCAGCACCAUCCUCUGUUCCAGUGCCCUUGAUGCCUCCUGCUCCGAGCCAACCCAGACCUACUGUGGGCCCUCAAAGGUUCCCCGGACCAGGGGACUUCCAUCAGCACAUGCCAAACAAUUUUGGUCAAAGCCAUCACAUGGAGCCCUUCAGGACCCAUCCUCAUCAAGGCCCCCAGGACAGAGAGCCCCUCUUUAUGGGAGGCCCAGAACAUGCUGAUCCAACACGCUUUGCAGGGCAGCACAUGUUUGAUCACCGGGGCCCCAGCCCGCUGUUGAACACCAACCUGCAUCAGCAGCAACACAUGCCCAGUCAGGGACACAUUGGCUUUGGCCCACCAGGGCCUGCCUUCAGCCAGCCAGGUCAGGGCCCGCCAGGACUGUUUCCUAGGGAACCGCUAAGACCGGGUCUCCCCCCUCCCCAAGGUCACCAGGGGAUGGUGGGCUUGAAUCAACCAGGUCCUCCUCCCAACCAGCCCAGGCCCUUCAUGAGCCCUCGUCAGCCGUUCGGUCAGCAGGGAAACCUUUUCCCCCCACCACAGGCCCAGUUUGGGUUGCAGGUACACCAAACGGGUUUGAUCCACGGACCCCCGCUCUCUCAGCCUCCCCAUCAGGACCCUUUGCCAUCUCAUCAGCCCAUCCACCAACAGCCUCAUCGGCAGGAGCUGCUCCAUCAUCAGCAGCCACAACAGCUAAAUCUCAAUGAGCCUCCACCCUUGAUGCAUCAUGGACAAAAUCUCUUCCAUCAACAGCACAGCAGUCCGAGACAAGGGAGCCCCCGCCUUCAAAACCUCCAGCAGCGCAACAUGCCCAACAGGCAAAGAAUGAACACACCUGUUUCCAAGCCAAUGCAUCCUCAGCGGAACAGCAACCUACGGGAGCUCCCUGUAGCACCUGGCAACACAAACAUGAACAGCUCCCGCCCCACCGGCUCCCUUGCCACCAACGUCAGGCCUGUUGCCAAGGCAACACAGGGGGUGCGUCCCAUGCAGUGCGCUCAGACCGUGCCUGGCAGUGGCAGAGGAAGAGGCCAGGUUGUUGCAAAGACUCCCUUACAGCCUGGGGCCAUGGGCAGGACUGUGGUUUGCAAAGAAGUCCCAAGCAGCACAGCACCACAGGACCCAGAUGAGGAUGAGGAGACCCGGCAGUACCGUAUGAAGCUUGAGGAGCAGAAACGCCUCAGGGAGGAGAUCCUAAAGAAGAAGGAGUUGAGGCGGCAGAUGCAAGCCGGGGUCCGGAAGAAGGAGCUCCUGGAUAGGAUCAACACCCAAACUCCAACCCAAAGUCUGGCUCCUUUACAGAAUCCACCAUCCCAACAAAACCAACCAGCAGCACCCUCAAUACAGCACCCAGCGGUACCACCACCGCAGCAGCCCCAGGAACAAAGACAGCUACCACAGCUGCAACAGCAGCGACAAAGAACACAGCAAUCAUUAAAUCAGAUAAAUAAUCAAGGCAAUCCCAAUGGCAUGGCUCCUAUGCAAACACCUCGCCCCAACGUCAAGGCACGCUUGCAGAUGGUAAAGGGAAAUAACCAGCAACCACAGACUCCCACCCUUGGUCCAGACCAGCAAUGGAGACAGCAACCUCGGAACCUACAGCAGCAGCAGCAGCAGAGAAGGACGAGUGGAUUGCAGAAUGCAAACAAACCAGGCACUCCUAACCAGUUUGCUCAUCCCCCCCUUAAUAGCAUACCCUCAUUGGGGCUUGGUCAGCCCCAGGCUCAAGGACUUAAACCCGGGGCUAAAAGAACUGUGAUGCAGCGAGCCAAGCUUGCUGACAGCGAAGGCCAGCAGGUGCCGCAAAAAGUCAGAGUGGUCAAACUUUCAGGCGGGCCUGGAAAGGGACCGGAGGCCGUGAACAUCCCAAUACAGCAUCAGCAACAAGGUGCCUGGUCAGAAAACCCUCUGAAGCAGGGCAUCCAAAGGAAUAUCACCAUGGGCGGACAGCAGGCGAGUCGAGGGGGCAUACAGCAGACAAGCCAAGGAGUCAUGGGCCACCUGCAGCAGAACAGGGUUGUGGUAUCUGGGCAGGGCCGAGGUAGAGGGGGUGCUCACAUGGGUCGCGGAGGUCCCAUUGCUGCCCGACAAGGCCAAAAGGUCACAGAAAAUCAGCGGCGUACUGUUACUAUCGAGGGCCUCUCUUCAUCCACCAGUGAUGUGCGGCUGCAGAGUCUAUUGAGAUCCAUCGGCCCCAUAGAGACGUUCAGAAUGAUACCUCAGCAAAGGAAAGCAAUUGCCACCUUUUCAAGUCCCCAGCACGCAGCAAGCUUUCAAAUGAGCUUCCAUAGACACAUGAUUGAUUUGUCCCACAUUGACGUGAAGCUGAUUGACGGAUGAGGAGCAACGCUAAUGAGAGGAGGUCCACUUUUCUUUCCCCCAUGUGGCGGCCCUCCCCUUCACACCUCCAGCCUCGUGUAGGACACUUUGCCUCCACUCUUUCGGGGUCAGUCAGCCAUCCUUUGCGCACGGAGGCAUCCAUCUCCGACUUUUACCAACAAUAGGACGGUGACUAGGAGCAUGUUCAGCAACCCUAACAAUGUGCAAAGUAGACAAACCACACUUUUAGUCUUGUUUGUGUGCAAUGACUCCGUACGUCACACAUGGACACAAAGUAUGCCUUCUUGUGGGAUAAUGGUUGCUCCCCUCCUAAAGUCUACGUACUUUAAAACGGCAUUGGAUUCUAUUGAAGCGUGUUUCGCCGGCAGGCAGAUGUUGUAGUUGUCCGUAUUUCUCUGUAGAGGGCAGCAUAUCAUCACGUAUGCCGAAGCCAGUGUUUUGUGGUACACAGCGCUCCCUAGUGGAUAACUAGGAGCACUGGGCUUGAAGGAGAAUUGUCUGGCAUGUGGUGCUUUUUGCCUUUGUCAUGGUUCUGUUGGUUGAAUUAGGGAGAUAGAAUAGGUUUGCAACUACUGUUGAUGGCUUUUAACUGACUUUAAAUACAGCUUUACAGAUUGCAAACAUAUUGCCAAGUCUAUUUUAUUUGUCUGAUAAAGGAACAGUUGGAAUUAGAAUUUUUAAUAAGAUGCUGUGUAUUUUUGGUUUUGGGCUGAGGAUUAUUCUUUAUGUUUUUAUGAUUUUAGGAUGCAUACAAAGAAACGGAUAAAGGAAUUCUUGUCGCUUUAGGCCAUCAAGUCUACAUUGGAUUGAUCCUCUUCAAUUAGCCCCAAGUUCCGAGCCGUUUGCCUGUCUUUUCGGAAUAUUGCCAGUAACUUAAACUCCAUCGGGAUGCUCGAUGGCUCCUCACGUCAACUUGACACCUUUUAAUUUGCUCUAAAAAUACUGUCCGGCCACAACUGCAAACCAAAUGACAUUUUUUAACACUAUUGGGAAACAAGUCACAUUGAUACCGCAUUCAACCUCAGUUUUGUUGCACUGUUAUAUGGAAGGUGAGGGGGCAACCAUUAUCUGUGUGGAAAUGUUGUACAUAGUCACUGUUUACCCCACCACAAACCUUUGUUUGGAGCUGUAACAUUUUUAUUAUAUGAGCAAAAGGUCCAGGCAGAAAUUAAUUUCACUAUGAGUUUGUGUCUGAUGUAGAGGCCAAAGUGGCAGACAAAAACUGACUGGACCAUAUUUGUGUUGACGAGACGGAACAUCUUGAGGGAAAAUAAAAAAGAUGGCCAAUAUAGCCGUGAGCCAGCGGGUAUGUGAAGCCUGUUGAACUGUAGCCCAAAGACGUGUCACUGUGUGUGAUGUUCAUUUUACAUAUUGUCCUUUUAACACAACACUCAUUCAGAAGGAGGAGGAUGCUACAAAGCCUCAACCCCCCCAAAAAUAUUGCAAAGAUUCAGUAGAUCUGCUUUUUGCUUCUUUUGUACGUUAACACAGGAAGCAGCGUCAAAGUGGGUGGCAACCUUCCUCUGCGUUUCUUUCGAGUGUGAUACCUCCACCCAUGUACUGUAAAUGAUGCCGCAGGAUCCACGUCCUUGAUGAAUGCUUUCUUGUUGUCGUUUUGACAAUUCCUGUGUCAACGUACUUGAUGUAGCAAAAGCGCUGAUUGGCCUUUACAUGUACCGCCAUGUCCCUUGCAUCAACGCACGUGUAGUUGCACAGGGUGAAGGACAUGCAUCACAAUGACACGAUUGUUGUGCACGUGAAAACUCCUUUUGUAUGUUGUCCAUUUGUCAUCAGUCCACUUGACCUUUUUAAUAUAUCUAUUUUCUAUUCCGUUUGUUUUACGUUGAACAGACAGCACGAGUGUUCAGUGUUUGUGGGUCUAAAUCCAGUGGAUUUUUUAUUGUUUUAUUUUUUAAUGUAGUACUGACAGUGCCAGUUGCCAUGAUAUAAUAAUAUAAGACAUAUGCUCUUGUAAUGCCACAACAGAUUCAUAUUGAAUCUAUUUGUACCUUUCUUUGUGGAGGGCUUUUCUACAUAAUAUGCACUUUGUUUUCUCUCUGUCACUUUAGAGACCAAUUCUACCUCGUUGGGUUUAUUAACCAAUGUUAUUUGGCUUUGUUUGCACUGCAUUUGUGGCUCUAAACAUUUUAAUACUAAACUGACUUGAUUUUUUUGCAGGGGCGUUUGAUGAUCUGGAAGCAUUUUGCGGAAAUAAUGUCUUUUUUUCUUCUUCAGGUUGCUUCCCCUUGGAGUCCAGGUGGACCUCUACUUAUUAAUGCAUGUUUAUUUUUGAAGAACACAUCACUGCAACAUUCAUCUGAAACAUUGAUUGAUUUACAUAACCGUUGUCCCCCAAAAAUAAUAAUGUUCAAGUAUUGAUGAGGCAAAAACAUCAUUUUAGUCUUAAAUUUUAGCACUAAUAAUUUGUUCCCUUUAUUCCUGACUUUACUGAAAAUAACACUUGAUAUUUGGCUUUUAAAAGACCAGAUUGAUUCCAUUUAAGAGCUGUAAUGACCGCCAGUCGCCACAGGUGUCGCCAUUAACACGUCAACAUCCUCCCCACAGCCUCCUUGGAGUUGGUGCAGUUCUUGUGUGUGAAUGAAUGUGUGUUCAAUGUGUGUGUGCCACUGUGUAACACUCACUGUUCCAAUACAGCCGUGCCGCAUUGGACCUCGGAGGGGCCUGACUUUGUCCUUCUUGAUUCUUUCACUGCUCCGCUUUCUUUCUCACACCUUGUCCUUCACGCUGGCCUUGUUCAUUAAGCAGGGCGGCCCUCCCGGAUCACCACUGGAUGGAGUAAGACGCUGUCACAGACUCCCUUUACGUACUUUUUUUGACUUUUUUGUGGAAAAAGACACUUCACUCACUUUGUGGGAAGUUCAACUUGUUGUUGACCAAAGCAUCUUGUCAUGUGUGUUGAAACUAUGAUGUAUGACAGUAUGACAUGACCUCUGUGUGUUUACAAGACCUCACCGAUCAGUGCUGGAUGUACUAAAUUGUCUUGGUUUUUUUUCCAAAGACAUGUUUCAACAAGAUUGUUCAUAUUUACAUCGCAAAGUGAACAAAAUUAUAAUAAAAAAAAAGUCUGAACGUU
Doryrhamphus excisus (bluestripe pipefish) is the source of this 6994-nucleotide messenger RNA. It is a transcript of the gene rbm33a, whose product is annotated as RNA binding motif protein 33a. Gene Ontology annotation, molecular function: RNA binding. The record is from RefSeq and is a predicted model, not a curated record. Lineage: Eukaryota; Metazoa; Chordata; Actinopteri; Syngnathiformes; Syngnathidae.